UAGUAGUGAGGGUGGUUUGCUUACAGGUUUUAGAGGGCGCCGUUGCUGCGGGUUUGUCCCGGAGCGACUCGGUUCUUCUUUUUUUUUUUUGUUUGUUUUUAUUUUUUUAUUUUUCCUUACAUUACAGUCGUGUAAAGUUUUAGAACUUGUAUAUAUAUUUUUUUGUUGUUGCUGUUGUUUGUUUGCUAACCCCUCACACUGAAACUUUUCCGCCGCGGCACAGCGCAUGGAGCGAAGACGCGGGAUGGGGAAAACGGCGCUGCUGGCCGUGCUCUGCUUCUGCGUGCGCGCGGCCGCCGGCUCAGAUCCCGCAGAAGCUGAGAUGAAUUUUGAAGGGAUUGAGAGCAAGUUUUCUUUAAGAACACCUGCAGAGCCUGAUGAGGAUGUCUGCUACCUGGUUCCUGGGCAGAUGGAUAGCUUGGCACAGUGCAAUUUCAACCAGACCAGUAAAACCUUUGUGGUGAUCCAUGGGUGGACGGUGACAGGAAUGUAUGAAAGCUGGGUCCCAAAGCUGGUGGAUGCUCUGUACAAGAGGGAACCUGAUUCAAAUGUUAUAGUUGUGGACUGGCUGGUUCGAGCUCAGCAGCACUACCCAGUGUCUGCUGCUUACACGAAGCUGGUGGGAAAGGAUGUUGCUAUGUUUAUUGACUGGAUGGAGGAGAAAUUCAAUUACCCUCUCAAUAAUGUCCACUUGCUGGGGUACAGUCUGGGUGCUCAUGCUGCUGGGAUUGCUGGGAGUCUAACCAAGAAGAAGGUGAACAGAAUUACUGGUCUGGAUCCUGCUGGUCCCACCUUCGAGUAUGCUGAUGCCCCUAUCCGCCUUUCCCCGGAUGAUGCUGACUUUGUGGAUGUUCUGCACACCUACACUCGAGGCUCUCCAGACCGCAGCAUUGGGAUUCAGAAACCCGUUGGACACAUCGAUAUCUACCCUAAUGGUGGAGGUUUCCAGCCAGGCUGCAACUUGGGAGAAGCUCUCCGCCUGAUUGCUGAAAAAGGCUUUUCAGAUGUGGAUCAGCUGGUGAAGUGCUCUCAUGAGCGAUCCAUUCAUCUCUUUAUUGACUCACUCCUCUAUGAAGAGAAGCCCAGCAUGGCCUACCGCUGCAACACAAAAGAAGCCUUUGAGAAGGGCCUCUGCCUAAGCUGCCGGAAGAACCGUUGCAACAACUUGGGUUAUAAAGUCAAUAGAGUGAGAACAAAGAGAAACACCAAAAUGUACUUGAAGACCCGCGCUCAGAUGCCCUACAAAGUCUUCCAUUAUCAGGUCAAGAUACAUUUCUUUGGAAAGACCAGUGUGACCAAGGUAGACCAGCCAUUCCUGAUCUCUCUGUAUGGCACUCUAGAUGAGAGUGAGAACAUUGCUUUCACACUGCCUGAAAUCUCUUCCAACAAGACCUUCUCCUUCCUGAUCUACACAGAAGUGGACAUUGGUGACCUGCUUAUGCUAAAGCUGCAGUGGGAGAAAGAUACCUUCUUCAGCUGGUCAGACUGGUGGACUCCAUUUGCAUUCACCAUCCAGAGAGUCAGAGUGAAGUCAGGCGAAACUCAGAAAAAGGUGGUAUUCUGUUCUCGAGAUGGCAGCUCACGUCUUGGUAAAGGAGAAGAGGCAGCAAUAUUUGUGAAGUGCCUUGAGCAGCCUGUCAGCAGGAAGAGGGGAGGUGCCAAGAAAGCCUCUAAAGAAAAUUCUGCACAUGAGUCUGCUUAAAAAGUGGCAAGAAUGAGAUUUUCCACACUGGGGAGGAGGAGGGAAUCUGUUCAUCAUUGAAGUGGAUGUUCAGAUCUGAAUAUAUAGAAAUAUUUAUCUGCUGCCGGCUUUUUUUGCCUGCUUUAUCUAGCUAUAUUAGGAAGCUUCUUGUAAGGAAGUCUCAGCAUACAAAGUUACUAACCAUAAAGUUAUGUUAUCUGAAUAGUUAAAAACAAAGAAACCUCUGCAACAACUUGCUAAAGGCUUGAGUGUUAGGAAGAAAUAAGUAAUUUUGCUUAAUCCUGGUGCCUUGUGACAGUUUCUUGAUGUCAACUCCUCUUUAUCAGUUUUGUAGUAUUUAUUGAAAAGACACAAAGCUUCUGUACUUGGUCUCUUCUUAGUGUUUUUUUUGUUUCUAAUUUUUACUUUUUAAGAAAUCUUCUGGAACUGCAGAUCUUUCUUUUUUGUUGUUGUUGUUCUCCUGGCCUUGCUAACUGAAUUUUCAGACAGUUCAGAGGCUAGAAUUCAUUGUCUUCAAGUGUGUUUGGCAAGUGAGUAGUUUUUCAUAGAAAAAAUACCCUUGUGUGUAAAGCUAUAACAGAUGUCAGGGACUGGUUCAAUAUGGGGAUGAAUCUUCUGGGUUGUGGUUAUGAAUGUGGUUUACUGGGUGUAGAUGCCAAUGCUUCUUAGCAAUAGUUAUGAUCUAUUAAGAUAUGUAAUCCCAUGCAGCUUAUCCUGGAAUAAAUAGCAAUAGGAGAAGACAGCAAUACCAGUGUCCUCUGCAGGCAUUCAACUUUUCAUUCAUGCUUUCAUCCCUCAAGAAUGGAGUCAUCUAACUUCCAUCACUAAGAAACUGCAAUGGAAUUAAGCUACAAAGAAAUGCAUUUUAAAACUGAAUGUCAGUCACUCAGCUGAGUGGCAGCUGUAUCCAGUUUUUGGUGCAACUGAAACCAGUUGCCAGGUGACAAAUAUACUCCUGCUUCCCUGUGCUGGAAUUGUGACUUCCAGUGACCAGCUUCUGCUGCUUGGCUGUGAUAGAAUGGUACAUCCUAGGAGUUGCUUGGUUUUCUGAUCUGAGGUGGAAUUCAGCAGGGAGCAGGAGCUGUGACAUUUAAAGGAGCCUGAUUUUGUGAUGCACAAAAAUGAAUGCUCUGAAAAACACUUGAAUUGGACGUGCUGUGAGUUGCCAAAAAUAGAUGUAUUGAAGGCUUUUUGCUUUUUCUUUCUUCAAGUAAUGCAAGAUUUUUCUUACGCUUGGAAAAAAAAAAAAUAGCCUUUAGUUUUCUAGUCAAUAAACAAAAAACUGGGGAGGCAGAAGGGUUUGAAGAUAGGCAUUUCGAGAAAUGUAAUGUGAGCUAUUGGUGCUGGUUUUCAGUCUUUUCCCACAUGUGCAAGACAAAAUGUGGAGGUGGUGAUCCUCUAAGAUCCUAUAUUUGAUACAAAACCAACAGAAAUACAUGUAUGUGCACAGUUGUUUUCUUCCUAGCCAUGGCUGCUAGUAUAUAUGGGGAUAAAAGUUAUAAACAGUGCAAUACGUUGGAAUAUUAAUAACUCCAAAACUGCUUACAUUUGAUUUCCUCACUAUGGCAGAGAUAGGAUGAGUCACUGAGGGUGGGGCUGAGUAUUGAGCCACUGCUAUUGAGGCCUCUAAAAAUAAAUACAAUGAUAUAUUCCCUCCAGACUUCACAUUCUGUUGCAGUUUUCUCAUUAAGAGUGAAAGUUUUCUGGAAAUAAAAUGUGUGUAAACAGGUAUGCCUUUAAUACAGGAUCUAAUACAAAUACAUACGGAACUUGGAUUCAAAAUAAUGAAGAUUCUUUUACAUGGGGACACAUGAUUUAGCCUUGAAUGUUAUUUAUUAGCUGUAAAUACCAUAUUUAUGUGUUUAAAGGUAGUUUGUAUAUAUUGCUGAAGUUGCCAAGAGUCUUUACAUUUAUACAGUUGUGUGGUAUUCAUCCUGUAUAUAGCUUACAGAAAGAUUUUUAUUAACAAACCAUUUACACUGCAUUAUUUCUGGUGUGGUUAAUAAGCUUUUGAAAAAAGAAAGCUCCUCAGUUUUGUACAAAAUGGAGACCUGUGGUUUUAAUAAAACUCUCAAACUGG
Molecule: messenger RNA, 3782 nt
Organism: Phasianus colchicus (ring-necked pheasant)
Lineage: Eukaryota; Metazoa; Chordata; Aves; Galliformes; Phasianidae
Gene: LPL
Product: lipoprotein lipase
Biological process (GO): very-low-density lipoprotein particle remodeling; lipid catabolic process
Molecular function (GO): lipoprotein lipase activity; apolipoprotein binding
Source: RefSeq, a predicted model, not a curated record